This is a messenger RNA of Annulohypoxylon maeteangense, 1884 nucleotides long. Its product is annotated as Alpha/Beta hydrolase protein. The coding region runs from base 280 to 1344 and encodes 354 amino acids. Gene Ontology annotation, cellular component: cytosol. Gene Ontology annotation, biological process: triglyceride catabolic process. Lineage: Eukaryota; Fungi; Ascomycota; Sordariomycetes; Xylariales; Hypoxylaceae. Gene Ontology annotation, molecular function: sterol ester esterase activity; triacylglycerol lipase activity. The record is from RefSeq and is a predicted model, not a curated record. The transcript has 2 exons.
GGAGAGGAUACGGGAGAGUGUUAUGCACGACGCCCCUUAGCUAUCAUAUAUACGCGAGUAAUGAACCUGACGGUCGAUAAACUUACAUUCAAUUUGCCUUUUAUCGCGAACAGCUAUCAUAGGGGCUACUGGAAUAAAUAUCAAAUCUUAACAGGACGUCUGUAGCAUAGUCAUAAGCUAUGGUGAGUUUUAGGAAGUCACGAACGUCCUGCCAAUUAUCAACCCGGAGCGUCGACGACACUCAGAAUUUCAACACACACUUAUCCCACACCAGCAAAAAUGUCUAGCCAAGCAAUUCCCAAUACCGGAACUAGAUCAACCCUCGUCCCAUCCGUCAAAGCAUUUCUAGACGAGCACCCCAACCUACAUCUAGGCGGGAAAGAAGACUUUCACGCGGAGCGGCGACACCAUCUCGAAAUCUUCGGCUUUCACAACCUGCCCAAACAGGCACAAGCACCCAUCGGCCACGUCCACUUCGAUGGCGUGCGCGGCCGUCAUGGGACUAUUCCUGUGCGCCUAUUCUACCCGCGCAGCUACAAGAACGGCAGUAACAGCAAUAAAAAGCUUCCGGCACUAAUUUACUUUCAUGGCGGGGGUUACACCGUCGGCAGCGUAGACGAAUUCGAAAAUGGUCUACGCCUGCUCGCCGAAGCCGCAGACAUCAUCACCAUCGGCGUCGAAUACCGACUAGCGCCCGAAUGGCCCUUUCCCACGCAACUCGACGAAUACGAAGACGUGCUCUCCUGGACGCGCAGCGCAGGAGGCACACGUCUCGGAAUCGACGCCUCACGCGUCCUCGGCGGCGGGGACUCCGCAGGCGGGAACAUGACCGCGGGACUGUCCCUGCGCCUCAAAGACGAGGGGAAGGAGCCAUUAAAAGGACAGGUCCUACUCUACCCCGAGGCAAGACUCCCGUUCGACACCCCCGCCGCAAGCGAGAAUAACUCAGGCUAUUACCUCGAAUGCAACGGCAUUUUCAGCUUCGCAGACCACUACCUCCCCCGCGCGCCGUUUAAAUCCGGCUCCGACACCCAGGACGUCGGAUACACGUACUACCCCCCGGCGCACCGGUACGUGUCCCCUGGCAUGCAAGCGCCGGAGAAACUGGAGGGGCUACCGCCUGCUGCGGUGUUCACGUGCGGGUUUGAUCCCUUGCGUGAUGUGGGGGUCGAGUUUGCGGGAAAGCUGAGGAAGGCGGGGAAUCGGGUUGCGUGGAUGCAUUAUCCGGGCCUGACGCAUGGGUUCUUGCAGAUGGCGCCGUGGAGUAGGGAUGCGGCGAUGGCGGUCGAGGAUGUGGGAAGGUUGGUUAGGGAGUUGAGUGGGCGGACGGAGAUGUUGAAUUGAUUUCAGGGCCUGUAGGACUUGGUGGCUUCUAAGGAUCUAGGACCCGGCUACUGGCCCUGGAAUAUAAGGGGGUUCCGGAAGAAGCACCUGUAAUUCAAUGUACGACGACCCCAUGCUGCUCUGUAAACCUGAAAGGAAAUACUGGUUACUUUGUAGGCUAGUAUUCAAGCUACUAAUAUCAGAUAUAGCGGAACAUGUUUUGCUUUACGCUUCGCUUCAUCGCUACAGGUUGUCCAUUCUCGCACUCCACUCCGGCCUCUCCACCAUCCCCAGAAAGACCAGACAUCUUUCGCUGAAGUUCCGCAUCUAGUUCUGCCAUGGUUUUCUUUUUCGCCGGCUUAGUGAUAGGCAUUUCUUUCUCCUUUGCGGGAUCCUUCCCGUGACCAGACGUUGCUAGCGGAGAAUGUGUCUGUGAACUGACGGAGCGACGAUGAUUGAUAAUGAAAGUUUCUAACAGUGGCGAGUUUAGAAUUCGAUUAAUAACCGAGGCUUGCAUAAUUCGUUGCAUUUUGUAGAUGUGAUGAAACUCAAGAGAUUGAC